Benincasa hispida (wax gourd) is the source of this 4617-nucleotide messenger RNA. Its product is annotated as putative pentatricopeptide repeat-containing protein At5g65820. NCBI's taxonomy places the organism in Eukaryota, Viridiplantae, Streptophyta, Magnoliopsida, Cucurbitales, Cucurbitaceae. The record is from RefSeq and is a predicted model, not a curated record. Gene Ontology annotation, molecular function: protein binding; mRNA binding.
AAUUUACUGUUCAAGUUCCUCAUCUCCAUCUGAAUUUCCUCUUACCCACACCCAAGUUUGCUGUUGCUCUCUAGGGCUUUUUCUCCAACUUCCUUCAACCCAGCCGAAAACCUCUCAAAAUGCGGGCGGUAGACCGGCCGGAACCUCUCCAACAGCAGUUCGCGAAAUCCCAAUCAUUCUCCUAUCGAUACCAAUCCAACGCUUCUCCCUCCAAGCACAGCACCACCGCUUCCAGCUUGUCCUUCUCCGAGAGCCGAUUCGAUUGACCACAAAGUAGCGUUCUACAAGGCGUAACCACCCAUGUCGAAUAUCCCCACUUCUAACUUCAUUAGUCUCAUGUCGAACAGUGGGAUUUCUUUGGUUCCAGGUACGUGAACUUCAUCUUUUUCUUCUCCUUCGGCUUGCGGUUUCAGAGGACAUCGACCCACGCUCGGUCAUCCACACAUCCAUACGAGACACGACCAAAUUCAUUCAUUCCCUCAUCUCUUCGACCCUCUCGUUCGACUCCUUGAACCCACGAUCCACCUUAGUCUCCAACGCCGGUUGUCUCUCUCCCAAUCGUCCAGCUUCUCCUCCACAGCUACUACACUUCCUUCCAAAUUGAUAGGAUUCAACCAAAUCAAUUUAUUUAUCAACAGUAGAGGGAGAGAGCUCCCCUAUCUCUCCAACAUCUCUUACAGAGACGAUUUUAAUCUGAAAAGUGCACACCUUCAUGAUAUACACUCUUUCCUCGGGCCCUCAACUCACAACCUCCUUCCCCUGAGACACGAUCGUACUAAUUUCUCCCUUGAGCCCCACACACUCUCACCACUUUCUCCCACACGUACUACAUAUCCUGUACACCCCCUUUUUUUUCUUACGUACAUACACCCUCGUGAUUCGAGGCCUAUCACAUUUCUUUCUCGGAUUUUUAUCUUAUGGGUUUUAUGUCUCUGAAAUUCUAGGUUAUAAAUAAGUGUUCUGGUUAUAGAGACUAUAGAUGAUGAUUUGGAAAACAGAUUGAGCUUUGCAGUCCGUGUUGUUUGCUGAUUUGGUUGUGGAAGUUCACUCUGAGAUUUUGUUCGGUUGGGAUAUUGGAAGUGGGGGAGGCAUAGACAUGAGUGGCCACAGGUAUAUAAUACCUGAAAAUAAAUAAAAGCGAAACUGCUGUUGCGACAAGGUUAGGUGGAAGGAGGAUGAUGGAGGAAGAAGAAAAUGUAUGAUUGUCAAAGCAAUUUCACAGUGUCUUAUGUAUUGACAUUCACUCCAAUUACGCUGACAAAAAAUGCACAGAUUUUACUGGAGAACCAUUCAUGUCUUCAACAAGCAAUCUUCGAAAUCGAACAGUCCAUUAAUCUUCCUUCUAAAAAAACCGCACUUGUCUCUUUCUCUAAUAAGCUCUCAGACCAGUCCAAAUGGCACAACACAGCAUGGAGGGUUUGGGCCUAUUCACCUGAAAACAACUCCGCAUGAAUCCACCCGUGAUAGAGACGCCGAUGAAUUUUCCAUCGACGUCGAAAAGGUGUACCGGAUUCUAAGGAAAUUUCACACCAGGGUUCCAAAACUCGAGCUUGCUCUGCAAGAAUCUGGUGUAAUUUUGCGCUCCGGUCUUCCGGAACGAGUUUUAAGUCGGUGUGGCGAUGCUGGAAACUUGGGUUACCGGUUCUUCGUCUGGGCUUCGAAGCAACCGGAUUAUAGGCAUAGUUAUGAAGUGUACAAAGCUAUGAUCAAAACUUUAGGGAAGAUGAGACAGUUCGGAGCUGUUUGGGCAUUGAUUGAGGAAAUGAGAAAAGAGAAUCCAUACAUGUUAACCCCCGAAGUGUUUAUUGUUUUGAUGAGGAGGUUCGCUUCCGCCAGAAUGGUAAAGAAAGCAGUUGAGGUGCUUGAUGAAAUGCCUAAGUAUGGGUGCGAGCCUGAUGAAUACGUAUUUGGGUGUCUUCUUGAUGCUUUGUGCAAAAAUGGCAGUGUUAAAGAAGCAGCUUCGCUAUUUGAGGAUAUGAGAGUUCGAUUCAAUCCAAGUUUGAGACAUUUCACAUCAUUGUUGUAUGGCUGGUGCCGUGAAGGCAAGAUUAUGGAGGCGAAGCAUGUAUUGGUCCAAAUAAAGGAAUCUGGUUUUGAGCCUGACAUUGUGGUUUAUAACAAUUUACUUGGUGGGUAUGCUCAAGUAGGAAAAAUGCGGGAUGCUUUUGAUCUUUUGGCAGAGAUGAAGAAAGUGAACUGUGGGCCAAAUGCGGCUUCUUUUACAAUUUUGAUUCAGGCCUUCUGUAAAAUGGAAAAGAUGGAUGAGGCGAUGCGUAUUUUCAUUGAGAUGCAAGGGAGUGGAUGCGAGGCAGAUGUUGUGACUUAUACAACUCUGAUUAGUGGAUUUUGCAAGUGGGGGAACACAGACAGAGCUUAUGAGAUACUGGGUGAUAUGAUUCAGAAAGGCCAUGAUCCUAGUCAGUUGAGUUAUUUGUGUAUAAUGAUGGCUCAUGAAAAGAAGGAAGAGCUGGAAGAGUGUAUGGAACUCAUAGAAGAAAUGAGGAAGAUUGGUUGCUUACCAGACCUUAACAUCUAUAAUACAGUGAUAAGGUUAGUAUGCAAGUUGGGGGAGCUUAAGGAAGCUGUUCAACUUUGGGGUGAAAUGGAAGCAGGUGGGCUUAAUCCAGGUCUUGACACAUAUAUUGUGAUGGUUCAUGGGUUUCUCAGUCAAGGUUGUCUAGUUGAAGCUUGUGAUUUCUUCAAAGAAAUGGUUGAAAGAGGUCUAUUAUCUGCUCCACAGUAUGGUACUUUGAAGGAGUUAACAAAUGCUCUUUUGAGAGCUCAAAAGCUUGAAAUGGCAAAAAACAUGUGGAGUUGUAUAACUACUAAAGGAUGUGAACUUAAUGUCAAUGCUUGGACAAUUUGGAUUCACGCACUUUUUUCAAAUGGGCAUGUGAAGGAAGCUUGUUCGUAUUGCUUGGACAUGAUGGAUGCGGACUUAAUGCCACAGCCAGACACUUUUGCCAAGCUAAUGCGUGGCCUGAAGAAACUUUUCCAUAGACAACUAGCUGUUGAGAUCACAGAGAAGGUGAGGAAGAUGGCUGCAGACAGGCAAAUCACUUUCAAGAUGUAUAAGAGGCGGGGGGAGAGAGAUUUGAAAGAGAAAAUCAAAGCCAAAAUAGAUGGAAGGAAAAGAAGAGCACAUAGACGCCGCUGGAGUGGAGUGCACAAGAAAACUAAAACCCUGUAAUGAAUUUAAUUACUACAGGGGAAAGCCUGAAACAUUUUUGAUAUAUCAGCUUGGUGCAGAAAGCAUUCGGAUCAAUUUAAAAUAGGUAUAUCCAUUUGAUCCAACAAAUAGCGUGAAAGUUCUAUGCCAAAGCGUAUUACUACUAUAUGGUUCUAUCACUAUGUGAGAAAUUCACUUCUCAAGGAUUAUAAAAUUCCUGACACCAACAACUUCAGGGCUAUGUUUCUAUACCUUGAAGAAAAUUCUGGAUUGAGCUAAAAUCUUUUUGCAUGCGUAUUGCAUCUGGUAGCGUCACAGGGAACAAGGGAACAAGGGAAACAGGAAACUGAUCUUAUACAUCUGUCUGCCGAAAAGUGAGGAAUACAGGAAGAGAAUAUGCUAUAUCUGUAACAGCUCCUCAUAUCUUCAAGUGUUAUGAUGCCGAUUGCUUCCCCCUCUUCAGAGAGCUUGGGCAGCAGGUCAUCAGCAAUAUGGAGGACCUCUGAGUUCAUGUCUUUAGACCAUUUCUUACUUCCAGAGAAUUCCGAUAGGAAUUACUACGAUCGGAAAAUGUGUUAAGCCUUUUCAGUGAUCUCUUGGUCUUUAAACCUCUUUCCUGUAGAUGAUUUUCCCCAUCGAUGUCCACUUUCACAUCUUUUGCUGCAUGUGCAUUUGUGUUAUAUAUAUCAUCGUCAAAGUGAAGAAGCCAAGUUAAGUAGAAAUGAAGAAGGUCAAUGCUUACCCUCAAGUUGAUUUCCGUUAACAGACCUCUCUGGAUUUUCUUUUUCUCUUACGACAACAGCCAUAUGACUGUGACCUUCCUGGAAAUCAUUUAGUAUGUCGUAUAAUGGCAUUGUUUCUGAGACCCUGAUGGACAAGUUUGGAUUUUUAGUGAAAAUAAAAGUUUUUUACCCUUUCAACUAGGUGAUGCCUUUUAUAGUUAGGUUUUGUAACAUCAUCUUCGAACUUGAUCUUUGAAGUGUCAGUGGCCAAAGAAUCAGCAUGUCGAUUGGUAGACCUGUUGACAUGGGUUAAUUCCACAUCAAUUCCUCUGACUAUAAUUGAGAAUACGGUGGGCCUCCGCUAGGCAAUCGAAGUACUACUAUUAUUCUAUCAUUCCACCGGGACCUGAAGAAAAUCGCCGGCCUUCCUUCGAUUCAACCCAAGUGAAGAGCUUCUCUGUAAUCACAUUGCCUAAAUGAGCAAAUCCAUUUGUAUGUAAAUCAUAAACCUAGUGGGAAGAAUUCUCAUUUUUGCUUACAGUUACAUUAGUGUCCAUUACUGUUGAUUAAAGAAUAAAAAAUCAUAUGGGUGAUAGUGAUAGGGAAUGAUUUGGAAUGAACUUUAUGUACCUUCAUCAUCGCAGCUUUCUUUUGGUUCAUCUAGAAUGAAUGUAACCAUCGCAUCUUUGAAGAGAAAAUGAAGGAUUUCCCAGAAUUCUUUGAUAA